AUGAAGCUGCAAGGAAAUAAGCGAUCGACUUCGCUCGCCCCGGGCAUCCAAAACAUAGUCUCGAGGAUGCUCACUGCCAAACCCACCCUCGCCACUGCCAGCGUGAUAUCAACUGCCUGCAACAACACGCUUUACCUGACCGAAUGCGAGUCGGCGUUGGCGACAGUCUCCGGCGCGGUGAUGAAGACAUCAAGGCACCUCUUUGACGUAUCUAUCGAGUUCGCCAUGUCUCGGGCUCACGCCAUCAGGUCUCUUGCGUACAACCUAACCUUCCCCUAUGAUCACCGAUCUCACCCGUACCCCCCAACGGGGAACUACGAUUGCGUCGAGCUGCUGGACGCCACAGUGGCGCAACUAAGUGACGUUAUGGACAGCCGGAAGCAACCUAGCCAGGAAGAUGUCGAGACUUGGCUUAGCGCGGCGUUGACCAACCAGGUGACCUGUUUGGAGAGCCUCAAAAGCAAGCCUCCAGCCUCCGGAGACGCAUCCUUCGACUCCCAAGCCGAGAUCCUGAUUCAUCUUGUCAGCAAAUCACUGGCCCUUGUCAAGUCUAUUCAGCUCCCGAGGAGGGCUGGCCGGACGAAUUUCGUGGGCGGGGGCGGGCGGAAGCUGCUAUCCCGCGACAGCUUCCCGUCAUGGGUGUCGGCUGCGGAUAGGAAGCUGCUGUCGACCGGCGGGAAGGACAUCCUCGUUGACGCCGUGGUGGCCAUGGACGACAGCGGGACCCACAGGAGCAUUGGGGAGGCUCUGGCAUUCGUAUCUCUCGCGAGCAGCCGUGGCGGGGGGCGAAGAGUGAUCUACGUGAAGGCAGGGACAUACAUGGAAAAUGUUAAGAUCCCCAAGGGACAGACGAAUGUCAUGCUGGUUGGCGACGGGAAGGGCAAGUCGAUCAUCGUCGGCAGCCGCAACGCGGAGGACGGCUGGAGUACUUACCAGUCUGCCACCGUGGGUAGGUGACAAACAAAAGCCAUGAACAUCCUCGUCUACGUUGCGCCUUCAGUGAUCGCCCCGUGUUUUUGCAAAGGAGAGUAACAAUAGCUUAGAAUCUAGAAGAACUAGUGCACAACAGUAUUGCAAGACAUUUACACAAAACUUACUGAAAGCCGCUUCUUAAUCGGGUAAACCUACGUGUAUGAUAGCUGCCCUGGGGAGCGGAUUCAUCGCCAAGGACCUGACCAUCGUCAACAACGCCGGCCCAUCGAACCACCAAGCGGUAGCCCUCCUAGUCGGCGCCGACAAGGCCGUCGUCUACCACUGCUCCAUCGAAGGUCACCAGGACACGCUCUACACCCAUUCGAACCGGCAGUUCUACCGGGAAACCGACAUCUAUGGCACUGUCGACUUCAUCUUCGGCAACUCCGCCGUCGUCCUCCAGGCCUGCAACAUCUACCUCCGGAAGCCCAACCAUGGCCAGAAGAACUCCGUCACCGCCCAGGGCCGCACAGACCCCAACCAGAACACCGGCAUCUCCAUCCACAGAUGCCGUAUUGCACCCUCAAGCGACCUUGCCGCCGUAAAGCGCAGCGUACCGUCGUACCUCGGGCGCCCGUGGCAGAAGUACUCCAGAGUGGUGGUCAUGCAGUCGUACCUCGACGACGCCAUCCACCCCGCGGGCUGGGAGCCGUGGUCCGGCAGCUUCGCCUUGUCCACUUUGUACUACGGCGAGUACGGCAACACAGGGCCCGGCGCCGCCGCCUCCGGGCGGAUCAGCUGGGCCGGAGUCCAUCCGUCGAUGAGCGUGUCGGAGGCAUCCAAGUUCACCGUCGCCCAGUUCAUCUCGGGCACGGCCUGGCUGCCCGCCGCCGGCGUCGAGUUCACUGCCGGCCUCUGA
Molecule: messenger RNA, 1831 nt
Organism: Spirodela intermedia
Lineage: Eukaryota; Viridiplantae; Streptophyta; Magnoliopsida; Alismatales; Araceae
Source: the annotation of a GenBank genome assembly